Messenger RNA from Lasiosphaeria miniovina, 2436 nucleotides. RefSeq lists its product as uncharacterized. The transcript is spliced from 3 exons. The record is from RefSeq and is a predicted model, not a curated record. The coding region runs from base 1 to 2436 and encodes 811 amino acids. Lineage: Eukaryota; Fungi; Ascomycota; Sordariomycetes; Sordariales; Lasiosphaeriaceae.
AUGACCUCACACCUACCGCCUCCAGAGGACCUCCCUCCGCCGCCCUACUCCGAGACUGACAUCUACUCGAAUUCCGGCGGGCCGAGGUCACCAGCCAUCUCAGUCCCAACCCACAGACACAACUCGCAUGGCGGCGACGAUGGUACCUCGCACUCGACGCCGUCGACCAACGGUGAUAUCAUCUACACGCCGCCCCUGACCCCCCGUUCGUCCCACCAGUCCAACUUUGCCAGCGACGUAGACCACCUCACAGUCGCGUCUGCCACGGCCUACUUUGACACGCGCCCUGCUCCCCCGCUCCACAGCCUGCCGCAGAUCGUGCACUCGCUCGUCGUCGGGGACGACGCUUCGCCCGACACCCUGCCCUAUCCGCUCCAGUUUGCGGCCCACGACGUGCACGUCCAGGACUGGCAGACCUUUGUCAACUACCUCAUCCCCCACUACUCGGCCGCGAGCAACGAGCAGCUCAUAGACCGGAAGCUGCGCGCCGAGGGCAUCAUCGGCGACUCGGAUGCCCUGCCGCCGUCCCAGAGACACGCCGCCGUCGCCCAGCACCUCGACCGCAUCCGCUCGCCCGCCGACGCGGCGCAGCGCCUCCAGAACGUCGAGGCCACGGCCCGCGAAUGGAACGACGGCUUCUUCGGCCCCCGCCGCAUCACCAUCCGCGUCAACACCUCGGCGGCGGUUGCGGCGGCUGCCGCUGUCUAUGACGGCAGCAGCGAGCAGCUACGCAUGCCAGGCGCCUGGGACCAGUCGUUCGACCAACCCGCGGCGGCCGCGGCAGCAGCAGGUAACGGCGGCAGUGGAUUCGUCCCGUCGUCGCGCUCCCGGCUGGGACGCUUCAACCCGUUUGGCAGCGAAGGGCGCGCGGGCGGUCGCGGCGGCAGCGGCGGGUUUCGCCUCGCGGGCAUCGCCAUCGACGGAGACCGCGUCUCCAUCGGGAAUGGCUUCGUCGCCGACCGGGGCGGCGUACGCAUAGGCGGGAUUCACGCCGGCGCGAACGGCAUCUCCAUCAACGGCACGCCCCUAUUCGGCGGGCCCCAGCCGCUGCCGCACCAGCAACACCAGCAGCAGCAGCAGCAGUUCGGCAUGCGCGACGGCCCACCUGGCUUCUUUGGCGCCUCUCGCGGUGCCGGCCCCGGCCCCGGCUUCGGGUGGGGAAGAGGCCACGGACCCGUUCGGAUCGGGCCGGGCUUUGCUGGUCCCCGCGGCGGUUUGCCCUUUGGAGGAGGACCCGGGGGCGGGCGUGGAGGCCGCGGCGGGGCCAGAUUCGGCGGUGAUAACGAGCCGCGAGACCUGCAGGAAGAUCGCGGCGAUGCAUGUGGCGGCCGUGGGCGCCGCCGGUCGCACGGCCACCGCCACGAGCGUGGCGAGCGUGGCGAGCGUGGGCCAGGUCGCGAUCGCGAGAAACACCGGUCACGAUCGAGCUCCACGUCGAGCAGGUCGUCUGUGUCGUCGGCCAGCUCCGCGUCCACGGUGGGCUCGCUGCCCGACUACGACGACCUGCGAGACACGCAGCUGCCCAUCACCAAGCAGUUCCUUCAGAAGUGGUUGGACCAUCCAGACCAGCCCAUCACCAAGGAGACGGUGCGGCAGGUCAAGGAGCAGAUCAGGGAGUCCAAGAAGGCCGGCGCCAACCAGGCAAACGGCAUCAACGAGCCCGCCAACAUUGCCUUUGACAAGGCGGCGCUGCGCAAAGAGGUCCGGGCCAUGCUGCAGGAGUGGAAGUCGCUGAAACGGCAGCAGAAGAAGCAGCGGCGCCAGCUCAAGAAGGAGCAGCGGAGCGCGCGCCGCGCAGAGAAGCGGGAGAGGAGAAAAGUCAAGCGCGAGGUGAAGCGCGCCGUGAGGGACUUGAGGCGAGGCGAGCGUUUCCCGCACAUUCCCCCCGUCCCGUCCGUGCCCGGCGUCCCGGGCGUCCCUCCAGUGCCAGGCUACGGGGCGCCCACGUACAACCAGCAGCAGACAGGCACCACAUCGUACUUUCCCCCGGGGGCAUGGGGGGCGAACGCGACGACGAUGGGGAGCCCCUGGGACAGCAGCGCUGCAAACCACCGCCCUGCCGGCUCCUGGCCCACCGAUGACAACGAUAUCAACGUCAACAGCUACGGCGCGUCGCAGGCGAAAUACCAGGCAGCGCGCGAGCUCGAGGCGCAGGUCGCGCGCAAGGAGGCCGAGCUGCUCGCGCUACACGAGAUACUGGCACUAGAACAAGAACAAGAAGCGGCGCAGUGGGCGAAGAAGAGUAACAGCAGCAGCAGCAGCAGCAGCAGCAAUAACAGCAACAGCAACGCGGCGAGCCGCUCGCCGACAGAGCUCGCGGCCCUGCAGAUGGAGCGAGACAUUGAUGCGCUGGCGGCGGAUCUCGACCGGCUGCGCACCGAGGCUGACGAGGCGUUUGCGCGGGAGCUGGAGGCGGAGGACCGGAGGAACUAUUAA